This is a messenger RNA of Dromaius novaehollandiae (emu), 11236 nucleotides long. It is a transcript of the gene BTBD9, whose product is annotated as BTB domain containing 9. Gene Ontology annotation, biological process: circadian behavior; adult locomotory behavior; modulation of chemical synaptic transmission. Gene Ontology annotation, molecular function: protein binding. Gene Ontology annotation, cellular component: cytoplasm. The record is from RefSeq and is a predicted model, not a curated record. Bases 186 to 2129 code for a protein of 647 amino acids. The transcript has 12 exons. NCBI's taxonomy places the organism in Eukaryota, Metazoa, Chordata, Aves, Casuariiformes, Dromaiidae.
CAGGAGGACGGCUGCCGUUGCUAAGUGACGUCAACGCGCCGGUUGACGUAGCGACGGCGGCGGGCGCAGGGGGCGGAGGUCUUGUCGUCGCCGGGGCCGGAAUAUGGUACAUUACUUGCUGUGCAGCUGGAUGUUGCUGAAUAGCAUUUCCAUGAGCUUGCUGUUCAAUCUUUUUGUUGUUCAGAAUGGCAAAGAACCCUAAUUUUCAGGAAGUUGCUCAUCUGCCCACAGGCUACGUCCACUAUAGAUCUUCAGAUAGCUUUACUGGCUACCAAUAUCACCAUCCCUCCAAGAUGAGUAACAGCCAUCCACUUCGCCCUUACACAGCUGUGGGUGAAAUUGACCAUGUUCACAUUCUGUCAGAGCAUAUUGGUGCUCUAAUGAAUGGGGAAGAAUAUAGUGAUGUUACCUUUAUUGUAGAAAAGAAACGUUUUCCGGCACACAGAGUGAUCCUGGCUGCUAGGUGCCAUUAUUUCAGAGCAUUAUUAUAUGGCGGAAUGAGAGAAUCUCAGCCUGAAGCAGAAAUUCCUCUUCAGGACACCACUGCAGAAGCAUUUACAAUGCUGCUGAAAUAUAUUUACACUGGUCGUGCCACACUGAGAGAUGAGAAAGAGGAGGUCCUCCUAGACUUUCUGAGCCUAGCACAUAAAUAUGGGUUCCCAGAACUGGAGGAUUCCACAUCUGAGUAUCUUUGUACCAUACUUAAUAUUCAGAAUGUUUGUAUGACCUUUGAUGUUGCCAGUCUUUAUUCACUUCCCAAAUUAACUUGUAUGUGCUGUAUGUUCAUGGAUAGAAAUGCCCAAGAAGUGCUCUCUAGUGAAGGCUUCCUAUCACUUUCUAAGGCUGCUCUUCUGAAUAUUGUACUAAGGGAUUCAUUUGCAGCUCCUGAGAAGGACAUUUUCCAAGCUUUGAUGAAUUGGUGUAAACAUAACCCCAAGGAAAACCAUGCUGAAAUCAUGCAAGCAGUACGUUUGCCACUGAUGAGUCUAACAGAACUGCUAAACGUUGUAAGACCUUCUGGAUUGUUGUCACCUGAUGCCAUCCUAGAUGCCAUUAAAAUUCGUUCUGAGAGUCGGGACAUGGACCUCAACUACAGGGGCAUGUUAAUACCAGGAGAAAAUAUUGCAACAAUGAAGUAUGGAGCCCAGGUUGUAAAAGGGGAGCUGAAGUCUGCUUUAUUGGAUGGGGACACUCAGAACUAUGAUUUGGAUCAUGGAUUUUCUCGACAUCCAAUCGAUGAUGAUUGCCGUUCUGGUAUUGAAAUUAAACUAGGCCAGCCAUCAAUAAUCAACCACAUAAGGAUACUCCUAUGGGACAGAGACAGUCGGUCUUACUCCUACUACAUUGAGGUGUCCAUGGAUGAGUUGGACUGGAUUCGAGUCAUCGAUCACUCGAAGUACCUCUGUCGAUCCUGGCAGAAGCUGUACUUUCCUGCCCGUGUCUGCAGGUAUAUCCGAAUUGUUGGGACCCACAACACAGUGAACAAAGUUUUCCAUAUUGUGGCAUUUGAAUGCAUGUUUACCAACAAAACCUUUACUCUUGAGAAAGGUCUGAUAGUUCCCACUGAGAAUGUUGCAACAAUUGCAGACUGUGCCAGUGUGAUUGAGGGUGUAAGCCGAAGUCGCAACGCCUUGUUGAAUGGAGACACAAAAAACUAUGAUUGGGAUUCUGGGUAUACAUGCCAUCAGCUUGGGAGUGGAGCUAUUGUAGUACAGCUAGCACAGCCCUACAUGAUUGGAUCAAUACGGUUGCUACUUUGGGACUGUGAUGAUCGGAGCUACAGCUACUACAUUGAGGUUUCAACAAAUCAGCAGCAAUGGACCAUGGUGGCUGAUCGUACAAAAAUUUCCUGCAAAUCCUGGCAAACAAUCACUUUUGAUAAACAGCCUGCAUCUUUCAUCAGAAUAGUUGGCACUCACAACACAGCUAACGAGGUAUUUCACUGUGUGCAUUUUGAGUGCCCAGCACAGAACAGUACCCACAAGGAUGAGGGCAGUAAGGAACUGGCAACAACAGAUUUGGGGACUGGUGGACAACAGCUUGUUUCUCGCCCUGUUCGAGCUGCAAGCACCAGUUCCCUGCAUUCGCCUCCUGGAUCCACCUCACGUUCACAUGCUCAUCAACCAUAAAAAGAAUUGAAAGGGAGCUUUUGAAGACCCAUUGACAUUAUAUGAAAUUAUUCACAAUGUUCUUGUGCUCGCACUUUUUUUUUUUUCUCUCAGUGAACAAAGGGGACCAUGUCUGGAAGCUGGAAAUGCUGAAAUGGAAAAGGCUUCCCAAGGACAUGAAGAGACUGCUUCACUCUCCUCAAUUUGUUCAAAUCAGGCUGGCCUCCAGGGGGGAGAAAAUAGGUCUUCAAUCUUCAUCAAGUAUCCCAUUAACACCCUACCUCUCUAAUCUAACCAAGGCAAGGAGAACGGAAGGAAAUAAAAGGCAGAGCUACAGUGGAAAUGUAAAACGACUUGUGAACAGCAGAAUGGAAGGCAUAUGAAAUAAGUAUUUGUUCCCUGAAGGCUUCCAUUAGCAAAGAAAAUGUUUAUCUUUAUGGAACACAUCAGUACAGAAUAUAUGUUAUUUUUAAGCUUAUUCUUAAUUCAUAUUCCUUUGUAACUACUAAGCUGUCUGCUAAAUCAUUUUGACUUUGUAUACCACUUUGUUUCUUGUUUUUGGCUGUAGCAAAUGCAGUGCAGUAGAUUAAGGAAGUAUCAAGCGUGUUUACCUGCUGAGAUGCAAAUUCGUUCAUCAGUGGGAUGACAAGAAAAGCCUUCAUGAUAUCAACAAACUAAUUAAUGGAUGUUAUAUUAAUCUUGACCUUAGCUGACUUUUCAAAGUACAGAUUUGUCAUUUUUUAUACUCAAAGGAGAAACUCCUAAAUCAGGCUUCCAUCUUGAGAAAAACAUAUUUUCUGCUCUUGAAGAUGAUUGCAUACAUUUUACCUGUAUUUCCAAAAAGAGUUCAACAGAGUUUUUGUUUAGAAAAGUGGAACUGCACUUGACUGCUAACAAGCAGAUGUUCAGAAUACAAAAACAGGAAUUUGCAGAUUAUUAUUUUUAUCCAAGAAAAGAAUGUUUUACGUUGUGGAGCCUAAAAUUUAAAGGCCAGGCAUAAACUUUUCUCAUGAUCUUCAUAGAAUAAGAUGCUUUAACACUAUAUUGUAAAAAAUCUAGCUCUUACUGCGCAUCACAGAAUUAGUUAUCCAUCUGUGACUGUUUGGAUCGAUUAUCUGCUUUGCUUAUUUUAAGUGUUUUUACAUUAACAAUGAUGCACUCUCUUACUCUCCAGAUGCACAUGGCUUCUAGGAAGAGCUCUGCAUUGGUCUUUCAGUAUGUGAUGAAGUGUUUCCGUAUUAAGACAAACAUUGAUGUAAUUGACAAAACUGAUUGGGGGGUUGAUCCUCUGCAUGAGGUACAUUAUCUUGAAAAUGUUGGCCCUCCAGUUUUAUGAACUUGGAAUUUCCUUGGUGACAGAUAGUCUUGUCAGAAAAAAAGAAAGGUAGUGUAGGUUAAAUACGGUUUUCCUUUGUAUAACCAUAGUGAUAAAAUGAGUUAUAUCAGCAUAGCAAAUAGGAUGUUAAUUUGUCACACUGCUUAAUUUGAAAGAAUUUCCAUGUUGGUUAUCAGUUGGGCUGAAAAAGGAAGAAACAGAACAAAUGGUAGCAAUGAAUCAGUAGACACGUUAAAGGAGAUAUGCUGCUUCUUUCUUAUUUCCAGUAAAAUUGGUUUGGUUUUAUUGAUAGUAUUAUAGUAUUUUCCAUGACCAGGUCCCAGUUCCAUUCUUCUGAUGUUUGCAUGCAGCCUCCUUCCUUCCCACUGCUCUUUUCCGAUUAUAAUGUCUCUCAGUGAAGAUGCAGGCACAUCGCAUUAUAUGUAGCUUUCAAUAUAUGCCCUGGCUGCCUUAUACAGUCUUGAGUUCAGAGGCAGGAUAUAGCUCAUAAGCCUGUAGCUAGUCCUGGCUGCCAAUUACCAUGAAAAAACUGAGCCUAACUAAUGUGGACACAACCCUUUUAUUUAAGCAAGCCCUUUUAUUAAAGGUCCAAAAAUUCAGAACUAUUUUUUUUUUCCUUUGAAGAGAAAAAAACAGAGAACUCCUCUAUUCUAGUUGUAAUCCAUGCUGGAACUAGUGAGACGCAUGGAGCAUGUCUUGUCUUUGGUAGACAGGUCCUUCAGUGCCAGUGUUGUUAUUUCUUUGCACUUUCAUCAAUCAAGCUUCUCACUAACUGUGGAUAAACAAAGACCAUAACUUCCUAGCUGUGUUAGUCUUUAGUAGUCACUGUUGUAGAGAAUGUGUUAAGAUAAGAAUGAAAAAAGUUUGUGCCAGCUGUUCUGAGUUUAGGCUAUCAAAGAGCAAGAUUUUCAGUUUGUAAUCUCUGACAUGUACAAUUAAUUUUCAGGAUACAAAUCAAUCCGAGAAAAAAAAGGCUAUAAACUAUUGCAAGUCAUCUUGUUCUUGUCUUAUGACUCACUGUUGAAUAAAAAUGCCUAUGUAUUUCCCAUGACAUUAGCUCUCUGCCAAGGGCUGUACUGGUCACUUUUCAGGUAUGAUGAACCUGAAUGAACAGGUAUGAGAGAUUCCCAAAGCAAAAAGAAUUAGGUCCUAAGGAACUUCCAAUAUCCCUUAAAAAUAAAUUGGUCAAAACAAAAACCAUGUUAGCAUUAUCCCUUCAUACAGAUGAAUAGAAUUUUUGAGUAUUAGGCUGAUUCUCAGUCACAUCUGGCCUUUCUCACAGAUGAUUUCUUGUGUUACAGUUAUUCUUAGACCUUGUCAUUGAAGUGAAUCAAAUGCGAUCACAGAACUUUCAAACCUUUAAGACAGGCAUCACCAUAUCCUAACAUUUUUUAGUGUGAAUACUUAUUUAUUCAAAGAAAUAGUGUCAAAAUGUUUAAGGAACCUCAACUCUGCUUCGUUCACCUCGCCCAACAACUGCAAUAUCUUUAUUGCCUGGUGUAGUCCUCUGCCUUAAAUACUCCCUCAGCAACAUAAUACGCUAGCGACAAAGAAAAUAUCACACAGAACUGAUUUAUGUUUGGUGUGAAUAUUCCCAUUCUUUCUAAUGGUGUAUGUAUAUAUUGUAUUUAUUGAUUCCCAAUUUCAGAUAUGAUUCUUGCAUUUUCUUCUGAAAUCUUUUUUUUUUCUUUCUUUCAGUGGAAAGAAGUUGUGCUGUUUGGCUAAAUAAGAGGUGAUUUUUAACAUCAGGGCUUCUCUGCAGAGUGCUGAGAUAUUAUUUAUUAUUCAGAAUUGCAUAUCACUUAUGCAUGUUUUAUUUGCAACAGCGUUAGAACAAAAUUGACCAGCUGUUCUUUGCCUUCUUGUCAGAAACUAUAAAAUAGUUCUUCUGUUAGAUUUCUAGGUAACAGAACUAACUAUAUUGUCAUUACUGAGACAUUAUUUCUAUUUAGUAGUUCUGUUGUAAUAAUCACUAUCUUUAAAUUCCUCAUGCUUCAUUUUCUUGGUUGUUCUUCCACAGGUUGAGUUCAGACUUACCCCUAACUCAUAUGGAACUCAACAGAGCUCUUCCUAAAGUCUCUUCAUUUAAUUAACUUACUCCAACUGAAUUGAAAAGAUUUUUAUUCACAGAAAUGUAUGGCCAAAAACCACUCAUUUCAGGAAGAGCAAAUUCAGUAUUUGUAAAACUGAUUUAUCUGGGAAAAUGAGUUUCUGAGCUGAGCAAAAAUUGCACAGCUCUGUUUUCAAACCACUGUCAAACAGCUCUAAAACAAGUUCCUAAAAUAUGUCUUUUUAAUUAUAAAGAAAAGUAUUAAAAAGCAAAGAAUUUUCUUCUAGGAAUUACUUUUUGUAGAGUGUUCUUUUUAUUUUAAUCUUGGCUUCUGAAGAAGUGUAAUUUUAAUUGGAAUCACAGUCUAAGACUGAUGUAAAGGACUUGGCACAGAGAAGAAAUCACUGGUUUUGUUAGGCAAGGAACUGUUCCUCUUUGCAGUUUGCUUCCUUUACAGCUCCAUUUAUUUCUCUUUCUGCAAAAAUCAGUUUUGAAUGUUUACUGUGACAACAACUCUUGAAAGAGUUUAGUGCUUCUCAGCAUUGCUGAAAAAUUGAAAUGAACUUAAUGCAUCUUCAUCUUUACUAAUUAUGAAAUCAAAUUAGCAAAUUUUCAGUUUAGCAUCUGACUUGAUAAUACAAUGCUUGCUUUCCAUGGGAGGAAGAAAGCAAAAGAAGUAAUAUCAAUAAUUUUUCCACUCUUAACUUUUCUAACCAAAUGUAUGUGUGAAUAUGCAUUCAUUAUUCAACAAUGUUAUUUAAAUCUAGAGUCUGUGUAAAGAUUAGAAGACAAAGUUAAUGAUAUUCUUAUCUGAUCGUUAUUUAUUAAUUCCAUUUAUACUGAGAUGCCCACUCAAAGAUACUAAUGUGGAAUCAGAAUUUAGAUGUGAUUUCACAGAAAGUAGAAAUGAUAUGCAUUAUUUUUCUCCAUGGAAAUAUUUGUUGACUUAAAUUUUGAGGGGUGCUCACAGAACAUCAAAAUGGGCAAGAUUUGGUCGUCGUGGUUGCAGCAGUUAGUAAAUAUCUGAGCCAGUAAGUGUUAACCUAUUUAAAAGUUGUAAGCUCAUGUGGUAUCAUAUCAGUUGCCAGAGGACUAAAACAUGUUUCAGAAAUAAUAAUAAUAAUAAUAAGUCCCCAGAGGACUGCUGGGGUCUGGCCCCUUUCCCUGUCCUCCAGUUAGUGGCAUAGUUUGGUUGGAAUCCUUAGUUCGCUCUGACCGAACUGACCGUUAAUGUUGUCGGCUGUCCUAGUUAAUGCAAAUUAACGUAGGAGCUCCACAAAGCUUGGUUCAGGGUACAGCAAAUAAAGUCCUGGGCCAGGUUUUUAUCGGAGUACCUAAAUAUUCAUGUAUGUGUUCAGUUGAGCUAAUCGCUAAUUAUUUAGCUUGAAUUUACAACAAAUUCUAAAGCUGCUAAACUAAACAAAUUUUGUGCAGGCAGGUGUGAAAUGGUUACUGCUGUGGUGUGGCAGGGUACUGAAUCUUUUUUAUGGUUGCUUAAGAUGUGUAAAUGACUAAACAAGGGUGAUCAGGUCCAAAGCUGUUGUUGCUCAGUUGUUAAGGACUGGCAAUUUGGCUGUAGUGAGGUGCAUAAAAUAGAGUAAAUUAAAUGCUCAUCUUGAAGGUAGUGAUGCCUUCCAGUGAUUGUAUAUAUUCCUCCUCUCUACUUCGUAAGCUAUGGCUUGCAGUCUUUACACAGUGAGCCUUCACGUGAGCAUUAACUGCUUUAAAAAAUUGCAGGCUGUUCGUUGGCCCUACACAAGUUUUCAUUACAAAGCUUUGACUGAAGUACUGUAGAAAUCAUGCCCAUAUUCCGUGAUAGAAUCUGGGUCUAUGCUUGAUUUUAAAAAUGCAUACUAGAAAAUUACAGUUUUAACAUCAGCCCUCAACUUUUCUUAGAUGAGGAAAGCCUGAAUUAAUAGCUAUAGUACAUGGAAAACUGCAUAUGAGAAAACUGCAGAUGUCUGUCAUUUGCCAAUAGGGUGACUACAAGUGCAAUUAUAUGCAGGUUUUGUAGUAGUGUAUGUAUAUAUAAAUGAAUAUAUAUAAACAAAUGGUGGUAGUAAGUAAAUUGAGUAAUAAUAUGUUCUUGGCUUUAGAUAUUAUCACCCAAUCAGACAUCAGAUAAUUAUUUCUUUUCCGUUUGCCUCCAACCUGAUAGAAUAAUACAGCUCAAUGUUCUGAAAAAAGAUAUAAUUAUUUUAUUAUAUACAUGCUGUGAGAAUUGAAGUUCAGAUUAUUUUAGCUAAAAAUCUGCAUAUGAGUGAUGACUUAAGUCUGCGUAGAGGUGUAAACAUGCCUCUCCUUUGCCUCAUGCCACUUUAGGUCCUGGGCUUUUGUAGAAGAAGGAGAGCUGCACUGUUUGUGUGUUACAAGUACAUUUUCUCAUCAGCAAUUCACUGAGUUAUUUAUGUGUUUAUUAUCUUGGCACAUCCACUCUCUUUGUACAGUUCCUCAGCUCUCUAUUGAAAGAAUGUAACCUAGUUUCUCAUAAUUUUCAGAGUUAUACAGCAACUCCUGAAAACUGGCAGAUACAUCAACAGUCUAUGUUAAGGCGUUUGAGGCAUUUAAAAAACUCACCUGUAUACCCUUUUACAACAAAUGCUACGUAUCCAAAAAGGACCAGUGACUUCUGAAACAUCCAGUAAGUAGGGCUGUUAUUGUAGUACAGAUCAGGGUUUGCACCUCUAAAACUGUAUGCCAUGUAAUCCUAAUGAAUAGUAGUUAUUGCAGCUUCUUUCUGUAGGAAAAGCUAUGAAACUUGCACACAUACCAGAAAUCAUCAUUUUCUUGGUAUCAUUUUUGGCCUACAUAUAUAUCUGUUGUCUCUUUACUUCUGAGCUAUGGUCAUUAGGUGAUUUAUGGUUAAUACCUAUAAUCCUAUAAAUGUGUUUAUUGAUAGAUACUAAGAAGUUUUCCUCUUUAAUGAAAAAUUUUAGACUGUGCUUUUGAAGCAUGGUAAGUCCCCAGAAUUGUUUUCUGGCAUCUUCUAUAGCUCUGUUGUUUUUAUAGAUAUUUUCAGCUGCUAAAAGAUUGUAAAAUUUUUCACAGGAAUUUCUCAUAGAAAUAUGUCACACUGAGAAAGUGCUUUUGAAAUCAUCACAGAGAUUCAUUUCUGAUUAGCAGAGGCAGGUUUCUUCUGCUGUCCAUUGGCCAGGAUUCCAUUUGGACCAUUCUGUGAGUUUAUUUAUGCCAAUUUAAUAACAAGAAUAUUGAUAUUUCCUGAUUUGGACCUGUUACUGGAAUGAUAUUUAUUAGUUUGGAGAGAUAAACAUUUUGAAUUAAUGUUUUAAAGCAAUAAUGCCAAGUUCAUGGGGUUUAAACGCUUAGAUUAGAAAAAUAUCAGUCUGGUAGCAAGGGCUAGUGUUGCAAGCAAUGAUCUGGGAAGAGACUGUAAUGUAGUUAUAUAUACAUCAGUGCAUAUAUGGCUUAGAAAGUGAUCUAUCUGUCUCGUAGUGAUUAUUUGCAGGGAUGUGUUUCUACGUGGCCUUUUUUGUAACUUAGGGAAUUUUGUUAAGGAAUCUAUCAUUCACAUGAAUGUGAGUGCUUGGCAAAGAGGAAGAGAAUGGAGCACGACUUCAGUCGUUUCAGGGGAAAAGCAACAUGAAGAUCUGAGUCCUGUGGUCCCAGCUAGUGCUGUUUGUCCCAAUGCUCACAGGAGUUACUUUCUCCUACCUCACUCCCCCAAUCUCCUUGUUACUCCUUUUCUUUUUCCCCCUACCUAGCACCAUGUUGCUGUUGCUGCAGUGUUCCCUGGAACUUUCCUCCAAAUUGUGAUGUAUCACAGAUUUCUUUUUACCUCUUCGCCAUAUGCUGAAUAAAAUAUCUCAGUCCCAGUUCAUUGGCAUCAAACUUUAAAGGUAACUACCAGUAGGCUGUCAAGUGCUCGUGAGCAAAAUUUCAGUUUGGUUGAUAUGGGAAAUACUGGCCCUUUUGGACCUUGUACUUCCAUAAUCUGUUUGCACUGUGUCUGUUAUCCUGAAGAGAGAAGUCAAUAAGAGGUUUCCUGGCUGUUGGUCUGGCUGUGUGCAGGCUUAUCUAAUUUAAGUCUUACAUAAUUGUACGUAUUUCUCUCUCACUGUGCACCACAUACAUGCUUAAUUUGUUGUACAUAAGUGUUUUUUUCUCAAUAAACUGCAUCAUGGAAAGUGAACCUUCAAAGAAUUCUCAGGUUUCUGGAGAAACCUGUGUGAAGAAGGUAUUUCAGCUGUCUGCAGAUACUAACAUCCCACUGAGCACUUGGACUUGUCUUGAGAAUAUAGCUUUACUUCACAUUCAGUGCCCAAUGUCUAUUAACUUUAUCCAAUAUCUUGUAAAAUUUCAUUUGCUUUCUGAUUUGCUGAAUUUCAUUUGGUUUUCUUUCUGGAGUGAAUGUUAACAUUGUUCCUUCAAACACCAUGAAUUAAAUAUUAGGAGCCAGGCUGAAUAGGAGUUCCGCUUUUAAUGAACUUUUUCACUCAUUUCUGUCAGUGCUUCUCCUUCUUGACAGACGGUAGUUUAAAACUUUAUGGUUACACUCCCCUUCUCUGUAGCAAUUAUCAAUUGUAUCUUGGUAGUUUUGCACAUUAAAUCCUUUUCCCUCUUUCUUGUAUUUCCUAACCAUAGCUUGGUUCUAAACUACCUCAGACCUUGUUGCGAACAGAUACAAGUUUCAGCUAAAGUGAAUACUUUAUCGUAGUCUUUGAAUACUCUUUAAGUGCAUGAAUAUGUAGCUAAAUCAGCCUGGCAUACAGUGAUCGCCUUUUCAGGAAUACUGCAUCUGGUGUAAGACACUUAACUGGGAUGAAUUCACAGCCCCACAUGUUCAGGCUCUCAUUUGUAUCUCUUUCAAGAAAAACUUUUAGGGAGCACACCUUCUGAUAUGGGAAGUGCUUGGCCUUUCAGCUCUUUGAAGGAACAUGAUAUUGCCUGCGCUGGACUACUGUUAUCUAUCUUUAAUGUGACAACCAUCAUAAAAACUGCUGCAUCAGACCUCCAUUCCUGGCUGUUCAAAGGAGCUGUGCUAUUGUGCUGGACUGUGCUUGUUGUGUAAGAAUAAUCCCUCUCACAGCAUGUUUGGAUCACCUUGGUAACAUUUUAUACUGCAAUGUAUGUGCAUUGCUGACCAUUUGGCUAAUUCGGUUUCAGGUAGAAUGCUGGGUGCAGGUUGUGCUGCGGUUAUGCAGUCAACAACUUUGGGAAUUGUGUGUUUCUUUAAGUUACCUGCUGAACAAUCUGGUAAACAUUGCUAGUACUGAUUUCCUUGCAGCUUUUCACCAGCAGACAUGCACAUCAUCAAACAAGCAUUUUGUAAUAUGGAAUUUUGUAUGAACAUCUAGUAAAAAAGAAGCAUCGCAGUUAUAACCUUCUUAGUAAAAAUGUGUAUAUUUGUAAUGAAAGAUUAUAGAAUUAUUAAACUUAAUAUAAGCUAUACUGUGCAUGCUCUAGCAUUGUAUUAAGAACUUGUAUUAAAAGCCGAUAAGCAGAGGACUCUGGAGAACAAGGGAGGUUAGCCUGGAUUUCUUUUUAAGAGCUUCAAAGAGGGGCAGAACUCUCCAGAGUGAAUGCAGGACCAGACAAUGCUCAAAGCAAAUUGUAAAGUGAAACUGUUGUGCUUUUUAUUUAUUUCUUUGGGGAUUUUUCUUUAAAGUAUUUAACUUCACAGGAAAAAUACAGAAUAUAUUUAAGAUGGUGACAAUUAGCAAUGAACCUUUUCAAGAAUGAGAGGGUUGUGAUUUGAGAAAUAAAGUGAUCUUUUGUGUUUAA